This is a messenger RNA of Papaver somniferum (opium poppy), 1920 nucleotides long. Its product is annotated as inositol transporter 4-like. NCBI's taxonomy places the organism in Eukaryota, Viridiplantae, Streptophyta, Magnoliopsida, Ranunculales, Papaveraceae. The record is from RefSeq and is a predicted model, not a curated record. Bases 1 to 1920 code for a protein of 639 amino acids. Gene Ontology annotation, molecular function: myo-inositol:proton symporter activity. Gene Ontology annotation, cellular component: membrane. Gene Ontology annotation, biological process: transmembrane transport. The transcript has 8 exons.
AUGGGCUUUGCUGCAGGGGGGAGAGUGAGAGGUGUAGGAGGGAAUGAGAGUUGCACUGUUGCUGUUGUUGCUGCUGUUGUUGUUGCUGUUGAUAGUCACUUGGACUCUCCUCUCUAUUUUUUCACUAAACGCAAACUAAAAUCUCCGAAAAUCACAGACACAGAAAAAUCAUAUCAAGCGGAAUCGAAGAAGGAAUUCGUGGAAUUCUUGCUUGCUCAUACAGAGAUGAAUACUAUGCUGAAGAAAAGGCUUGUCGUCACUGUCUAUGCACUCUUGGCUAGUAUACCUGCUCUCGUCUUUGGCUAUUACUUGGCAGCAAUUUGUGCAACGGCUUAUGCUCCGGAAGAGGUUAAAAGAUCUGCUUGGAAAUAUGCUCGGGCACAAGAAAUCAACUGGAUGAUAUUUCUUGAAUGUGGAGCUGCUUUUUGUGGUGUUAUUUCAUUACAUGAUAUUUAUCAUAAUAACGGGCCGUUAGUGUUAAUUUCAUCUACUGGUUUGCUAUUCAUUUUCUACGUUCCAACUUUGUGGAUCUCCUUGGUAAAUUAUUUUCCCGAUGAAACGCCUUGGCAAUCCCCGGGAUUAGUUCUUCUUGGAAUUGCGGGAGCGUUAUCCCUAAUAUUUUUGACAGUUUACAUCUCAGAAAUUUCUCCUUCUACCAUAAGAGGUGCCCUUGUUAGUACCGUUUUCUUACAGAUUGCAGGAGGCCAAAUAGUUUAUCAUCUUCUCAGUCUUCUAAGCUCCUCGACCACUCGGGAAAUCCAGUCGUGGCAAUGGAUGCUUGCUAUAAUUCUACCUAUAAUUCAUGUUACUGUAACCAUAUCAGGUGUACUUCCUGAAUCUCCUAGGUGGCUCUAUCGAAAGAUGACCCUGAGUUUAACAAGUAGCUCUCAUUUUCUUGAUCCAUAUCCUCAGGGCCACAUACAACAAGCGAAGGAAUCAUUAGAGUUGAUACGGUCUUCUUGUGAAGUUUUCAAAGAAGUGAAAGCUAUGGAGGUAUCCUUAGGGGAGGAGGUUGAAGCAGCCGAAAGACAACAAGAAAAAGAAAAAGAGUUGAAGUUUCUGGAUAGGCUAACUAUUAUUUGGUACAAGGUUCCUUUUGAGAGAAUCAUCGUUGGUUUUGGUUCAAUUGUGGCUCAGCAAUUUGUGGGUAUAAGCAUGAUCAUGCAUUACAGCUACACCAUAUUUCUCUUGACGACUAACCUAUGCAAUACUAGUAAAACAGAAAAUGGCAAUGCAGAGAUUGCCUCUUCAAAAAUCCCUCUCAUCACAUCAUCUCUUGUUUUAGUUGGUACGUUAAUCUGUACCACUUUAGUUGAUCGUCUUGGGAGGAGAAGACUUCUUCUUGUUAGCAUAUGUGGAAUAAUAUCAUCUCUCGGGUUAUUAUCUUGUUUGUUUUAUACUGGGAGCAAUAGUGUUGGAAACAUAAUAUUUCCUUUUUUGAACAGCAAUCUAAGAAAUGAGAAUCGAGAAUUUUGGUACGAUAUUGGUGAAGAAAGAGCAUCUGGUAUGGGAUUAUUAGCAUUGACGGCUUUAGCGAUGUAUAUAGUCUUCUAUUCAUUAGGUAUUGGAACAAUUCCUUGGAUAAUAAACUCAGAGAUAUAUCCAAUUAAAUAUAGAACAAUUUGUUUGGUAAUGAUCAAUGUUGUUUACUGGUGCUCGAAGAUAAUAGUGCAAGAUUUCUUUUUCGACAGCUUGGGGUGCUAUCUUUCUGUUGCAGAGAUGCUCUUGAUGUUGUUGUUGUUUUCAGUAGGAGUGGGUCUUUUUAUUUACAUCUACAUUCCAGAGACCAAAGGGUUGCAGCUUGAAGAGGUGGAAAAGGUAUUGAUGCGGGAAAAAUAUAUUAAAAUGAAUGAUUAUCACCUGGAAGAUGAAGAUACGGAGUUGCAUAAAGAACUCAGGGCUGUUCUUAUUGCUACCUAG